Molecule: messenger RNA, 681 nt
Organism: Phragmites australis (common reed)
Lineage: Eukaryota; Viridiplantae; Streptophyta; Magnoliopsida; Poales; Poaceae
Exons: 3
Coding region: 1-681 (226 amino acids)
Source: RefSeq, a predicted model, not a curated record
AUGGGGGAGAAGAGAGCCGAGGAAAAUGCCUUCGUCGUUCUCACCUACAAUAGAGGAUCCAACUCCAUUGGCGAAGCUGCUGCUUCAGAUAAGAAGGAUAGUACCGAGAAGGAUGGGGCAGGAGAGAGCAAGGAACUGUCUCUGACUAACAACAAUGCUGAUGAAGUGAAGAAAGGCUGUGAAAAUGGCACAGAGGGCGCAGCAGAUGGGGAUGUAAGUAUGGUGGAGGCUGAUGAUGUGAAGGAAUGCGAUUCAGGUUGUGAUAAGGUGGUUGGUGCUGCAGAUUUAAAAAUGGCUGACACAGAGCAUGGCGCCAAUAUUGAAGCUGUGGAUGAUGCCAAGGCAGCAAAUGAGGACAUCAACAUGGUUGAAGCAAAGAUAGAUGCUAGAAAUGAAGAAGUAAAAGAAAAUGGGAAAAAGGAAAAAAAGGAGGACAAGAUUGAAGAGAAGCAAAAUGACGCCAAUAUUCAAGCCAAGGAUGAGAAAAUGGUUGACAAGGAAGAUGCAUGUCAAAAGGAAGAUACGGAGGGAAUGAGUGAAGAUAGCCAGGAUGCCAAGGUAACAGAAGGUGAGGACAUCAACAUGGUUGAAGCAAAUAUAGAUGCUAGAAAUGAUAAGGUAAAAGAAAACGGGGAAAAUGAGGACAAGACUGAAGAGAAGCAAAAUGAUGCCAAUAUUUAA